Molecule: messenger RNA, 2013 nt
Organism: Plasmodium falciparum 3D7
Lineage: Eukaryota; Apicomplexa; Aconoidasida; Haemosporida; Plasmodiidae
Product: putative BSD domain-containing protein
Source: RefSeq, a predicted model, not a curated record
AUGGAAGAAGAGAAGGUGUUAGAUUCAUUCGAAGUAUUAUACAACAAUGUAAAAGGAAAUAUGUAUAUAACAAAUAGAUUUCUGAUAUACAUAUCAGAAACAACUAAAAAGGAAAAAGAUGAAGAUAAUUCUUUAUUUUUAAUGAAUGAUAUAGAUUUGAAGAUUUGCAUAUUUAGUUGGAAGAAAACUGAAAAAUCGAAGAAAAAGAAUAAAAUUCGUUUUACGUUUGCCAGAACGGAUAGAAAAAAUAAUUUUUGUUUUCAUGAUUAUAAUAGUACUGAUUCUUAUAUUUUUGAAUUUUUUAAUGAGAAGAAUUAUAAUGAUAUUAGUGAUAUGAUAAAUUCUUUAAAUAAGGAUAAUUUAAGAAAUCAUUUAUUUGUGGACUUUAAUUUAAAUUUAAUAAAAAAUGAUUAUAGGAUAUAUGAAACAAAUGAAGAUGGUAAUGAUAAUAAUGAUAAUAAUAAAUUAGAUAAGAAUAAUAUGAAUGAAUUGUUAAAUGUACAUGAUAAUUUUCAUACUAAUAAAAUAGCAGGUGAUGAUUUGUUAAACGUUUUAUCAUCUCAUGAAUCUUUAAAAGAAAAUGAGAAAAAAAUGAAAAGAAGGAAAAAAGGUGAAUUAGAUAAGAAUAAUAUAAUUAUAGAAGAUGAUAGUAAUCAUAAUGAAGAUUCUAGUAAUGAUAAUAAUGAAAGUGAUGAUAAUGUUAAUGAUUUUUAUAAUUCUUUAAAUAGAAUGUUUGAGAUUGAUAGAGAUUUUAAAAAAUUAUAUGAUAUGUGUAUUGAAAAUAAUAUAUUAAAUGACGAAGAAUUUUAUAAAUUACAUAAAAAUCAGUUAUAUGAAUAUAAAAAUAUUUCUUAUUGUGAAGAUAUGAAUAUACUUAAAGAACCUAUAUAUAUUUCAGAAGAACAGAAAUUGUCUAAAAGUGUUGAAAUAAAUAAUGAAUUAAGAAAAUUAAUUUUAUGUGAAAAUAAAGAAUUAAAAAAGUUAUAUGAUUAUUAUAUUGAAAAUAAUAUAUUAAGUGAUAGUAAAUUUUGGUUUUUUUUAUUUAACAAUAAAUAUAGUCAUUUAUUUUUUUAUGAUAAAAAUGAAAAAGAUCCAACGUCAAAUAAACAUGUACUAAAUAUUAAAGAAGAUAAAUUAUUUGAAUCUUUAUCAUAUAAUUUAGAAAAUUUAAAUCAAGAUAUUAAAGGAACAUUAGAGAAAUGUAUACUAAAAGAAUAUUUAACACAUAAAACAUCAAAUAAAAAAAAUGUUUUAUUUAAAAAUAAUUAUUAUUUUAAUGAAGAAAAUAUGGAAGGUUUUGGAGUAUUUACAAAUGAAAAAUUAAUUAAGAAUUAUAAUAAUUCUUAUAAUCUAUUAAUUAAUAAAUUUAAUAAUUAUUGUAUAGGUAUGAUAAAAGAUAAUAAAUAUACUCUGGACAAAUUUUAUGAUGAUUUAAAAGAAAAAAUUGAUGACACGGAUUUAAAUAUUAUCGAUGAAAAUAAAGCACAACAAUUUAACUUGGAAAAAAUUAAAACAAAUAUAUGUGAUGAAGAAACUUUAAAAGAAGAGAUAACACAAAAUGAAAAAUAUGUGAAUGAUCAUUUUGAUAAAUUUAUGGAUGAUUUAAGGGCAAAUAAGCAUACCAGUAAAAAAAAUUACGCAGAUUUGUAUAACAUAGGAAGGGUUUUAUUUGUUUUAAAUACGAAGAGGUGUCAAAGUAACCAAUCCUUGUUAAUAGGAACUAUUGAAUAUGAACAACACAUCCUUGAUAUUGUAAAAGAAUAUCAUAUAAAAAUUAAUUAUUUACUAAACUUAUUUUAUACAUCUUAUAUUCCUGAAGAAAAUAAAAGGAAUAAUAUUUUAGAGAAUUUAUCAAGAAUAAAGGAUGAAAUUCAAGCAAAGCAAGAAGAAUAUAAUAGUGUCUUGAUUAUGGGAAAGCCAUUAUUGAUUCAUUUGUUUGAACAAAUAGCUAUAUGUAAAAAGUUUAAUGAAAAACUUAAUAAAUAUAUUCAAGAAAAGAGAAAGAAAGCAUAA